CGGGUCCACUUCCUGAACAUGUUGAACUUAAGUCACGAGUAACUUCUUGUCUUCGGUCGUGUUUUAUAUCAUUUUGCUUCAAGCUUUUAGAUCAAUCAAGGGAAAAGAUGGGAAGAUGUUCAACGAAGAAGGUGUUUCUGAUUCAGAGUCCGAUCCUGUUUCUCCAUCUCUUGAUCUCCUUCUCAUCCGGUGCAUUGAAACCGGAUUUGAAAGGAGUAUGCGUUUCUAAAGGAGGGAGGUUUCCACCAUAUGAAUCAGAAGGAAAGCCUCCUAAACCCGUUGGUAAAGGAUCAAAGGAUCUAACUUUGUGUGGAGUGUUCCGUAAAAGGACCUGUUGCUCUCCUGCUCAGACGAACCCAGCUUUCGUAGCUGUCAGAAACUUGGCUACUUUUGGGGAAGCUAGUCAAGAUUGUCUGAAUCUGUUCGAGCUAUUGGAGUGUUCGAUCUGUAACCCCAACGUUGGAAUUCAACCGGGUCCUCCACGCAUUUGCGCUUCCUUCUGUAACAAAGUCUUCGAAGCUUGCAAAGACGCAUACUUCGCCAGUAAUGCACUUACACAGAUGAUUGGCCCAUGUGGAGUAAACGACAUCAUCUGCGUUAAAACGUUAAAGUGGGAGUCUAACGGCACAUCGUUCUGCGAAGCAGCUGGUUUCUCUGUUCAAACAAAAGAUGAUUCUAGAGAAGAACCGUGUUAUGGAAGCAAAGCAAGUCUACAAUCGGUGGUGGAGUCACGGCCGCCGAGAGUCUCCAGAAAGAAGAAGAAAAGGUCCCCUUUGAAGACUGAGACUUUAUCAUGUUUUAAAGAUCUUUUGCAAUGGGUUCGCGUAAGGACAACGAUUCAGAAGGUUUCGUUGGGUGUGUCGUUUCUUGUAGCAGGAAUGUUCUUGAUCAGGGGUUACAGGCAAUGGAAUAACCGGAACCGGAAGCAGAGGCUAGCUGCUAGACGACUGGGAGGAAAGGCGAACGGGAAUUCAUACAGUGCAGCUAUAAAUAGAAGAGUAGUUCAAAGUUGAUUUAUCUUUUCACCAACGAACAACCUGAGUAAAAAGCUUAUGGCAGAAUAUUUUACUGCAGUAGUGGGCAAACUGUUAUCAAAAAGUCGAACCUUCUUUUCUCAAGUAAAGUGUUGCCAAAUGCGAGAAGUACUA
This is a messenger RNA of Raphanus sativus (radish), 1148 nucleotides long. Its product is annotated as folate-binding protein 1. The record is from RefSeq and is a predicted model, not a curated record. The transcript is spliced from 4 exons. Lineage: Eukaryota; Viridiplantae; Streptophyta; Magnoliopsida; Brassicales; Brassicaceae. Bases 108 to 1013 code for a protein of 301 amino acids.